CUAAUCAGCCGACAAAAGGCAAAAGACGUCAAUGACGCACAAGUGAAACGCAAUGAAAUAAUAAACGCAGCAGCAGCGUUCCACAACAACGACACCAGCGACAGCGACAACUACAACAAAAUGCAUUUUUCAAUACCAGACACACAGGAACAAUAUGCGGACGGAAGCGGUGGCUCGCCCACAUACACGGUGUACAACAUCUAUAUCAAUGGCAACUAUCACUGCUGCCUGCGCUACAAGCAGCUGCACGCACUGCACGAACAGCUGCGUAGGCGUUGCACAGACGCCGCCCUGCCACCAUUUCCACCCAAGCGGCUGCUGCCUUUAAGCAACAGUCAGCUGGAGACGCGGCGCGCUGCUCUUGAGCACUAUUUGCAGAUCAUUGGACAGGAUGCGCGUAUCGCACGCCUUUCCUAUUUGCAGCAGUUUCUGCAGCGCGCCCAAUUGGAAACGGCGCUGGCCGAGUGCACGGUGAGCCGAGAAGAUGAACAGCAGCAGCUACAGGUGGAGGUUUAUAGUGGCAGCGCAGCGGGAUCGGAAGGUGGAGGCGUACAGUUGCUGGUCAAUUGUCAUGUGCAGCAGAAUGCUAGCGCUUUGCUGCAGUGCGUGUGUCGCAUGCUGCAGCUGCCCGUCGAGCUAAUGCAAUAUUUUUGUUUAUAUCUCAUGCGGAAGGUGGGCUCGGGCGACGGGCCUUCCUCCUCGCCAGAUGAUCCGCCCGCUGUGCUGCUGCUGCGCCGCCUGAUGGACUUUGAGUCGCCCUUUAUCACGCGCUUGCAUGCGCAGCCCUGUCAAUUGCUCUUGCGCACCUGCUACUGGAACGCGCGCUGGGAUGCGAAGUUGCUGAGCAACAGUGUGGCGCUCAACUUACUUUACCAUCAAACUCUGGCGGAUGUGGCCCGCGAGUGGGUUAUUUGUACGCCCGAAAUGCGACGUCAGCUGUGCAGCCUGCAGAUGCAGGCUCGACCCUUGCAAUAUUUGGAGCUUGUGCGUCAGUUGCCCUCCUAUGGCUGUCUACAGUUCGGCGCCGCACAAGUGGACUAUCCGGAAGUGGACACCACGGCAUUGGUGACCAUAGGCAAUCGGGAGCUCAGCUUGCGUACGGCGCGUGGCACUAAAAUUUACGAAACAAAGUUUAGGGUCACACGCAUGCGCUGCUGGCGGGUCAGCGCCAUGCACAAUACGUACGAAUCGCGGGAUCAGCCGACGCAACUGCAGCUAUCCUUUGAGUAUCUAAUGUCCAAGCAAACUCUGCGCUGGAUAACCAUCACCAGCCAACAAGCAAUGCUCAUGUCUGUAUCGCUGCAAGCGAUGGUCGAUGAACUGCUGCACAUCGACAGCAGCAUCAGCGGCGGCAGCGAUGAUGAGCACGAGGCAAGCACAUCUCGAGGCGCAUCGGAAUCGACCAUAUCGACGCCCAGCUCCGUCUCAUCCUCAUCCUGCACAUCCACUUCGGGCAUUUCGACGACAACAGCAACAGCGACAACCACGCCGCCUGUCAAGUUUCUAGCCCAGCGUUGCAAGCAGCAGCACAAGCUGACAACGGCUCGCACCUUUGCGGCCGUAUUCUUUCGCAAUGACGAGAAUGCGGCAUCUGUGCGCAAUGAGGCAUUCGAGGGCAUUGGCGACGAUGAUUUGUAAUCUGAACGUCGAUGCAUGACAUGUAUGUUAGCUUUCUGUUGGAUCUGGAAAGCAAAUCGAUCAGUGGAAGCAUUUUAGUCCUCAAUCUCAAACAUGAUCGGACGUUAGUUUUUCCAUUACAUUGACUUCCUCUGAAAUACUUCAAUUGAUAACGAGAGUGCUCAGCUUUUUGAUCGUUUUCCAGCACUAAUAUAAAAUGUGUGAAUGUUGUAAGUAUAUAAAAAAUUUGUUGUUUAGUUCAUUCGUAAACAGUGCGUCGCCAAAAUAGUUUUUAAGCAAAUUGUAACUGUUAGCACAAAUCUAACUGUUAUUAAUAAUGCAUUAUUUAAAAAUGCAGCACAAAGGCAUAGAGGUAAUUAACGAAUUCUGCUAUACUUUCCGUGCCCUCCCUCCCUACCUUCCUUCCUCUCCUUGGUGCUGCCAAAUUUAACGACAAAUAUGAAACUCGAAAUGUGCAUUUUAUUCUGUUAAAGACAAAAGUAGUUUUAUUAUCAAAAUACAUAUGAGAUGAUCAUAUUGUCUAAAUGAUAAUUGAUUAAAUAACAAUGUGUUGUGUUUAAGAAUGCUCAGUAA
Molecule: messenger RNA, 2211 nt
Organism: Drosophila virilis
Lineage: Eukaryota; Metazoa; Arthropoda; Insecta; Diptera; Drosophilidae
Gene: Snx17
Product: sorting nexin 17
Biological process (GO): endocytic recycling; intracellular protein transport
Cellular component (GO): early endosome
Molecular function (GO): phosphatidylinositol binding
Source: RefSeq, a predicted model, not a curated record